AUGGCAUCUCAACUCAAUGUCGAGGAGCUCAUCGGCGCCGCAGAACACCACCACGAACAAUAUCUCCAAACACUGCGCAGCAUCCAGAAUGUCGUUGGCCAGCGAGCUCGCGAGCGUGCAGACAGUCCUCCGCCUCGCACCCUCUCUCACCCGACCUUUUUCAGUCCCGAGCCUCACACGCCCAAUCUUCACCUCCUCAGCCGCCUCCAGCGGACGCGAACCUCGACGCUGGAAACCACAGCAGAGCGGCCGUCGUUUUAUCCGUCUCCCAAGCCCGUAGCGCGCUCGACAAUUUCUCAUGAUUCAGAAUUCAUCCCUGACGAGGAGCUGUCCUUCAUCCCGCUGCUUGACGCGCCCUCUGCCGGCGCUCGCCCUGCGGAAGAGCUGGCACCUCCGCCCGCGGAUAUCACUUCGAGAACACAGAAACCUCUUCUCCCACUGAGCUUCUCCGACGACAUGCUCAUGCGGCAUCUCAGGGAGACAGAGUUUGACGGGCCCACGGCCACGGUGCUGGAAGAAGUCGUUCGCCGGCGGCCAGACAUGGACCUCGCCGUGCCGUUUCGUGAUUUUGCAGCCUUUGAGCGCGAGAGCUACGUGAGCACGACGUUUGAAGUAUACGAAGUCACGGCAGACGCAGAAGCCAAGAAGAUCAGCGUUGAUAUUGAUGUACAAGCUGAUGUCAAGUACGGCGGAGAAGGCGUGCCGUACCAGAGUCCAGAUGGCAUCGUGGAUGCGCCGACGGUAUGGGAGGCCAUCAAGGACGUCAAUUCCGACGGGGAGGCAGUGGGCAGAAUCACCAUCGUCCAAGAGCCAACGCCGCUCAUCCUCGCCGCCCUCCAUCUCACAAUGACGCCGCACUUCGACAUGGGCGAGCUCCUCACCCAUCUCCUCUCUGAGGCGCCAAACCGCGGGCGCACAAAUGCCAUCAUGCACCGGGCCUUUGAACGAACCUCGUCCGUCUCGCCGUACCCCCCGUCUCCUUUGAUCCCCCCAGCCCUCGACACCCGCCAUCAACCCGCCUCGUCGUACGCAAACGUCCGUCAGCGCUCAUUCUUCUUCGUCUUCAAGUACUACACCUCGGUGGCAGAAGGCCUCGAGCCCGCCCCCUGGCAGAGGUUCGACAAACGGCCCUCUGACAAGCGGCUCGGCGACCACAUCGACAUUGCCGAGUGCAGCUCCGUGCUCGCCCUCUCGCUCGGCGGCGAGCCCACGAAGCCGCUGCGCAUGAGGCCUCGCCGGGAAAGGGCCAGAGAGGGAUUCCUCUUCGACACCUUUGGCCCGUGGCAGCUGUUGAGUAUCCAGAGCUUUCCCGACGACCAGCACACUGUCCGCGGCGAAGACUUUCAGAAAAAGAGCUUUUACAACGGCCCCUAUGCGUUUCUAGACCUCCUAACUGCCGAGUAUCGUGACGCAGGGAGACGAAAUCAGAUUCUCCACGAGAAAAUCACAAAACUCAUUACGCCCCCUACCGAGUUCAUGUUCGACCGCCGCCUCCGCGACAAGCUCCUCUUCGAAGACAAGCACUUCACCUACAUCCGGCGCUACUUCUGGGCCUACAACACCCUCGCCGUCAUCAACACGGGCAUCAAGGCCAUGGUGGGCGCCUACUUCGACACCUUCACCGACGACUUCUGGCCCGGGAACCACCCGGUCCUCUGGCCCCAUCCCUCGCCCUCGUCGCCCGAGGGCGAGGCGUACCUCGCAAAGAUGGCCCUCCUGCGCCGCGAGCUGGAAAAGGCCGUCGCCGAGCUGGGCGAGGUGCUGAAGCGCAACGAGCGCACCAGAAAGGAGAUUGAGAACCUGAGGGACCAGCUGUUCAGCGGGAGCUCCAUCAAGGAGAGCAGGAGGGCCAUUGACCAGGGCGACAACAUCCGCAUCCUGACCAUGAUUAGCAUGAUUUUCCUGCCGCUGACCUUUGUCACUGCAAGUGAGCCCCUUUUAUCCCGAGACGAGGCAUUUACAAAAGAAGAAAAGAAGAAUAGAUGGGAAACUAACAUUUCGUAA
Metarhizium brunneum ARSEF 3297 is the source of this 2004-nucleotide messenger RNA. RefSeq lists its product as uncharacterized. Gene Ontology annotation, biological process: metal ion transport; transmembrane transport. Gene Ontology annotation, molecular function: metal ion transmembrane transporter activity. NCBI's taxonomy places the organism in Eukaryota, Fungi, Ascomycota, Sordariomycetes, Hypocreales, Clavicipitaceae. The record is from RefSeq and is a predicted model, not a curated record. Gene Ontology annotation, cellular component: membrane.